Poeciliopsis prolifica (blackstripe livebearer) is the source of this 3405-nucleotide messenger RNA. It is a transcript of the gene cacnb4a, whose product is annotated as calcium channel, voltage-dependent, beta 4a subunit. The record is from RefSeq and is a predicted model, not a curated record. Bases 326 to 1783 code for a protein of 485 amino acids. Gene Ontology annotation, cellular component: voltage-gated calcium channel complex. The transcript has 13 exons. Gene Ontology annotation, biological process: calcium ion transmembrane transport; regulation of voltage-gated calcium channel activity; neuromuscular junction development. Lineage: Eukaryota; Metazoa; Chordata; Actinopteri; Cyprinodontiformes; Poeciliidae. Gene Ontology annotation, molecular function: high voltage-gated calcium channel activity; protein binding.
UGGAGAGACCAGAGCUCUGAAGGCAGAUGAAACGCCAGAGUCUUGUGAAUUGGGGAAUAACCAAUCUCGCCUUAUGAUGGGAUCGGGCGCUCACUCCACUUGUGGACAUUGACGCUCCGUUCCACAUCAGGAAGGAAAAAGCACCAACUUUCUUAUUUUUUCUUGUAUAUUGCCUCUUUGUUGUGGCGUGGACUCAGCGCUGUCUACCUUCAUGUGGAGAAAGAAGCUGCUGCUGCGCUCUUCGACUCCCCUCUCCUCCUCAUCCGUCCUCUCCAGAUCGGGUCUUUCGUGCUAGGGAUUCGCUUUCCUGGAGUCUCGGUCCUCCAUGUACGAUAACCUCUACCGUCAUGGCUUCGAAGACUCGGAGGCGGGCUCGGCUGAUUCCUACACAAGCCGACCGUCUGACUCAGAUGUGUCCCUGGAGGAGGAGAAGGAGGGCGGCCGGCAGGAGAGGGAGCAGCAGGCCACCAUUCAGCUCGAGAGGGCAAAGAGUAAAGCAGUGGCAUUUGCGGUGAGAACCAACGUCGGCUACUGCGGAGCGCUGGAAGAGGACGUUCCUGUCCCGGGCACCGCCGUCUCUUUUGACGCCAAGGACUUCCUCCACAUCAAAGAGAAGUACAACAACGACUGGUGGAUCGGCCGCCUGGUGAAGGAGGGCUGCGACAUCGGCUUCAUUCCCAGCCCGCUGAAGCUGGAAAACAUCCGGCUGCAGCAGGAGCAGAAGAGAGGACGCUUCCACAGCAGCAAAUCCAGUGCAAAUUCCUCCUCCAGUCUGGGAGAAAUGGUGUCCGGCACGUUCAAACCAAACCCAAACUCAGCAGGAAAGCAAAAACAAAAAGUGGCUGAACACGUCCCCCCGUACGACGUGGUUCCGUCCAUGAGGCCCGUGGUCCUGGUGGGUCCAUCCCUGAAAGGCUACGAGGUAACGGAUAUGAUGCAGAAAGCGCUGUUUGACUUCCUGAAGCACAGGUUCGAUGGAAGAAUAUCCAUCACGAGGGUCACCGCCGAUAUAUCGUUGGCCAAGAGGUCAGUACUUAACAACCCCAGUAAACGGGCCAUCAUUGAGAGGUCCAACACCCGCUCCAGCCUCGCUGAGGUCCAGAGUGAAAUAGAAAGGAUCUUUGAGUUGGCCAGAUCUCUGCAGCUGGUGGUGUUGGAUGCAGACACAAUUAAUCACCCAGCACAGCUUAUCAAGACCUCAUUAGCUCCCAUUAUUGUCCAUGUUAAGGUGUCAUCUCCUAAGGUCUUGCAGCGUCUGAUCAAAUCGCGAGGGAAGUCCCAGAGCAAACACUUGAACGUGCAGCUUGUCGCGGCAGAAAAACUGUCCCAGUGUCCAUCUGAGAUGUUUGACAUUAUUUUGGACGAGAACCAGCUUGAAGACGCCUGCGAACACCUGGCAGAAUACCUGGAGGCGUACUGGCGCGCUACCCACACUUCACUUAGCACGCCGCUCAACCCCCUGCUGGGACGCAAUCUGGGCUCCACUGCUCUCUCCCCGUAUCCGGCUGCCAUCCAGGCCCAAAAGAAUCGAAACAGCAACCACACGACUGCCGACCAUUCGCCCGUGGAGCGCCGCAAUCUGAUGCCCGCGGACGAGAACUACCACAACGAGCGGGCCCGGAAGAACCGCAACCGCCUGUCCUCGGGCUCGCAGCACAGCAGGGACCACUCUCCGCUGAUGGAGGAGGACUACCAAGACCCCUACCAGGACUCUUACAAGCCCCACCGCAAUCGCGGAUCACCGGGAGGCUACAGCCAGGACUCCGCCAGGCACAGGCUGUGAGCCGAUACUCGUCUGAACAGAACCGCUGAGGCGUCAUGAUGAAUCUAUGACAGUCAUGCGAACUGGAACUAUCUCUUAUGUAUGUGUAGAGCCUCAUGUCCCCUUUUGACCUUGGUUGUCGUUGCCAAAUGGACAUCUAUAACCUAAUAUAAAUAUAAAACUACUGCCGUAAAUAUGAGGGUGGACAUGUAGCACAAGAACUAUGUUUUAAACGAAGGCUGGAGGUUUAGCUUGUUUUAAUGUGUCACACAAGUAGCUUGUAAGUUCAAUCAACUAGCAAGUGAAAGUGUGGGGUCUUCUACACUUUCCCUGCCAUCUCAGCUGUCCCUGUAGCAUGGAGGUGGGGGGCUGCGAAGCCGGUGCCUGACAGUAUCCCGCCGCGACUCAGCAACUCAGUUUAAACGUAUCUGAAGACACGAGGAAAGCAAAAAUAUGCCAUUAAUAAUACGUUUGUGCGCUACCGCCGUCGAUGUGUGCGAGCUUGUUCCAAAAUUAUUGACUUUUGCUAUUUGUUUACAGCAUUAUAUAUAUAUAUAUUUUUUUUUUUUCUUCUUCGAAGUUCAUCCAGUAGCUUCCCAUACUUUCCCUGAACUCCCAUUUCGGUCGUAUGCAAAGUCACACAAAUACAGAGAUGUUUAAAGGUCAAACGCUGGAUGUGUAGCGUUUUGUCAUCUUACCCGUCUGGAUAAUUUUGGGUGUAUUACUUCAUAUACAGUGCCUUUCAAGAGUAUUCACAUGGUGGUGGCGGUAUAUACCUGUGGUGAUACAGGACUGGGGGAAAAAGAGAACUAUUGCAGUAUGCAGAAGGUGUGCUAGGUGUCUAGUGUUAAAAUUGUCAAAGUCUGCGUCUAAAUCCAGCUGAGAUUUUUUCCAUGUAAUCUCACUGAGCUUCAACAGGCAAAAAUGUCAGCCUCCUGAUCUUGUACAUUCAUCUUACACAUUAUAAGCUGCAAUCAAAACUGAAAUGUAAACACAUGUAUCAUUCUGCUUUCCUUUCCAAUGAUCUGGUACUUUAUGUUGGGUUUCCACACAGCAUCUACUUGUAAAGCUUUAAAGAGUGAGACGGUAACAUGAAUGCUUUUGUAAGGCACUGUAGCUGUCGUGGAAUGAUGUGCAUUUAGUUUGUUUUAUUUGUGUCUGAGCUUAGUAAGGCAUGAUUAUGAAAAUACAAGAGUGGAUUUUAGUUUGUGACACACUGAGGGCUUCCAUGUGUAAAUAUUGUCAAAAAUGACAGGAGGGAAACCUAAAACUCAACUUUUUGUAAAUCUGAUGACAUUCAAUUGGUUUGAUUCAAGGUACUGCAUAUAACUCAGAUCAAGAUUUCUUUUUUUAAAGGCUUUAUAAUAAUUGUAAAAUGUUCACCGGGCAGAAGCUGAUCCUGAUCGUCUUCUUCGUUUUCAGGUGAAACUUUUUACAUUAUUUUAACUUCCAUUAGAAAUUCUUGGAUAAAAAUGGAAAACUACAGAAUAGAGGAAGGACUUUUCUAGACCCAUUAGAGCUUUUGCUGGCCAGUGCUAACAGUUACAUGUAACUAUCUUUAGCCAAACAGGAAACGAAUGUUCUGCAGGGCAUUUGAUAGAGGUGGUAGACUUGAAUUCAAUAAAGUAUGAACUACCCACUCA